GAGCCCGAGGUGGAGCGAUAGGUUUUAAAUAGGUGUGCAAAAGGCAAGCGUAACGAGGUGUACCGAGGUUGCGGAUAGGGGAUCCAUAGGAGAAUACAUCUCUCCUUGGGAAAAUUAAAUUUGGAAUCGACCGGUUUGGGCACGUUCCAACGCAAGACAACUCGCUAGGUUCUCGCUCCCGCGGUACUUUGCCUCUACGUUUCGACCGAUCCUUCCUUUCUCCGUGCCUAUCGUUCGUUCCUCCGACAUUCGAAAGAUAGAAUCUUUUGGAAAACGAAUUAUCAACGUCCGCAACUUGGAGAUAAACUGGCUUUAGGGGAGAGGGGAAGAGAGAAGGGAAGCUUCUUCGUUAAGAAACGCCGAUUCUCGAGGAGAGCGAUAGUAGAGUCCCGCUUUUGAUAUAAGAGCGAGCGGCACGAGGCACAAAGUUUAUAACUGACGUCUCAGUCGGCUCUGAGCCAGUGCCUCAGCGAGUACGCUUCGGAAGGAAAGUCUCCGUUCAUCGGGGAUUUGCUCCGAGAGCAAAAGUAGAAGCCGCGCGCGCGCGCGCGCGUCGACUUGAUUCGCCGACCGUCGACCGCUAUCGCCAAGUGGAACAGGAAGAAAAGGGAAUAAAGAAGGAGAAAGGGAGCGGAAGAAGGAAGAAAGGGCAUAGGAAGAAAGGAGAAUUUGGAGAAUCGGAGUUAUGGGGUCCCGUCGAGGCUCGUACGCGGUGCUAAGCCUAGCGGCUUUUAUAGCCUGCCUCGGUCCAAUGGCCGCGGUACGCAUCUCGCAGUCCAGCGCAAGUAGGAAGGACGACGAAACGUUGGAUCAAUCGGCAUCCUCGUCCUUCUGGAGUCCCGCUAUAAAAUCACAAAAUAUUUUCCCAACGGACACGUCGGAUUUCUUUUCUUCCGGAAGCGGAUUGCUCAACGGGAAUCCUUCGGCGGGCGUUUUCCGGAGCGGAUUCGGCGGUAUAGAUAAUCUAGGCAGUCGUGGUGCCACGGUAAGACCACCGAGAACGAGACCUCUCGAUUACAGCGAGAGAGCCACCGCCGAAUUACGUAGGAAUCCUUCUCUUUCCUCUCCGGACGAGUGCGCUCGUGCCUGUCGCGAGAACGAGCCACCGAGGAUAUGCUACUACCACUUCACCCUCGAAUAUUAUACCGUACUUGGCGCGGCUUGCCAAAUAUGCACUCCGAACGCAACGAACGUUGUCUGGAGCGAGUGUCAGUGCGUUCUCGCCGACGGCGUGGAACGUAGCAUCUUAACCGCCAACAGAAUGGUACCAGGACCGAGUAUACAAGUUUGCCAGGGCGACAAAGUGGUCGUCGACGUCGAGAAUCACAUGGAAGGUAUGGAAGUUACCCUCCAUUGGCACGGUGUCUUUCAGAAGGGCUCUCAGUAUUACGACGGCGUACCAUUUGUGACCCAAUGUCCUAUACAAGAGGGUAGUACGUUCAGGUAUCAAUGGAUCGCUGGCAACGAGGGUACGCAUUUCUGGCACGCUCAUACCGGACUACAAAAGAUGGACGGACUUUACGGAAGUAUAGUCAUUCGGCAGCCACCCAGCAAAGAUCCCAACAGCAAUCUCUACGACUACGAUUUGACUACCCACGUUUUACUGAUGAGCGAUUGGUUUCACGAAAAUGCGGCCGAACGAUUCCCAGGACGUCUGGCCGUUAAUACCGGUCAGGCACCCGAGAGCGUUCUCAUCAAUGGAAAGGGACAAUUUCGCGAUCCAAACACCGGUUUCAUGACCAACACGCCGCUCGAAGUUUUCACGAUAACACCUGGACGCCGUUAUCGCUUCCGACUUAUAAAUUCCUUCGGAUCCGUCUGUCCUGCACAAAUCACGUUCGAGGGUCACGCAUUGACCGUCAUCGCUACCGAUGGCGAAGCCGUUCAUCCCGUUACAGUGAACACCAUCAUAUCCUUUUCCGGGGAACGUUACGACUUCGUGAUAAACGCUGAUCAAACGGUCGGAGCGUACUGGAUACAAGUGCGAUCUCUCGGCGAAUGCGGUAUUCCGCGUGCCCAACAGCUGGCUAUAUUACGUUACGCGCGUGGCCCUUACCAACCGACUACUACGCCACCCACCUACGAUUAUGGCCUUCCGCAGGGAGUCGUAUUGAAUCCGCUCGAUGCCAUUUGCAAUCGUCCAAGGGAAGACGCUAUUUGUGUGAGCCAGUUGAAGAACGCUCGUCACGUCGACGAAGGAAUUCUUCAACAACGUCCGGACGUAAAGAUAUUCUUGCCGUUCCGUUUUCUCUUCUACAGACCGGAAGAAGUCUUCCAACCCCAAACCUACAAUCGUUUCUUAGUCGCUCCUACCGGGGAUCACGUAAUUUCCCUCGUCGACGAGAUCUCCUUUACGUUUCCACCGGCACCGCUGCUUUCGCAGAUCGAUGACAUCCCACCCGAACAAUUCUGCAACGGUGAUAAUAGGCCGGCCGAUUGCGGUGCGAACUGCAUGUGCACGCAUCAAGUUGACAUACCCUACAACGCGAUCGUUGAAGUCGUACUCGUGGACGAAGUACAACAACCGAAUUUGUCUCAUCCCUUCCAUUUGCACGGAUACGCGUUCAACGUCAUCGGUAUCGGACGUUCGCCCGAUAAAAACGUGAAGAAGAUCAACUUGAAGCACGCGUUGGAUCUCGACAAGAGAGGAUUGCUUCACAGGCAAUUUAAUUUGCCGCCGGCCAAGGAUACGAUUGCUGUGCCAAACAACGGCUACGUUAUUUUCAGAUUCCGUGCCGAUAAUCCAGGAUAUUGGCUCUUCCAUUGUCACUUCCUCUUCCACAUAUUGAUCGGUAUGGAUCUAAUUUUACACGUAGGCACGCACGCGGAUCUUCCACCGGUACCACCGAAUUUCCCCGUUUGCGGUAAUCACUUGCCACCUAUAACACCGCCAGUACCGGUAGACAGCAUAUAUCAUUGAUCGUUCGGCUAUAGAAAUCUCUAAAGUUGAAAAGGUCCAAAGUAAGCGAUAUUUGUAGUAUAUUUCUGUAAAGUACGUUUCUCUCUCUCUUUUUUUUUUCUCUUUGUUUAACUCGUUAUAAUCGGUGGGGUCAUUCGGUAAUAGUCUAAUUAGUUUAAUGGUCUCGAUCGAUCCGAAAGACCGAAUCGACCCAAUCGAUCGUACUCGAUCAUACUCUAAUCGUCUCGGUCUUAUAGGCUAGAAGCGUCCCCUCGUUCCGAGCUCUAUAUCUCGAUGUUGAGCCUUGGAUGCGAUGUACUUAGAUCGAGUCGCUCCUUUCCGAGCGAUUCCAGAGUUUCACUAACUACAAUACAUUUCCAGUUUUGUAAAUAAUUGUAGAGAUAGUCAUUACGUUUUAACGAGGCAUUAACAAGAAUUGGGAGCAAGGGUGAAGUAGUGGUUUAGAAGUCAGCGUUAGGCAGAGAGAGAGUCAUGCGCGACGAUUGCGAUCAUACUCAUCGAUUCUCGAUCUCGCGUGAAUUCUUUAUUUCGUAACGAACGAUCCGUAUGACUCUAUGAUUAUGAGAUCGAGAUUUCAUAAUUGCGCUUAUUGAUUAUUGAUUAGUUAGGGGAAAUAAAUUCGCGCUCGCGCGGCCAGCAACGCGAACUUGCAUAUGCAUAUGCGCGUUCCAGCUUGCUCCGCGACGUUGCGUCAGGUGCAUAAUGCGUUAAGUGCGUUAAGUCUUUGGUAGAUCUUUGAUGUGCGAUCCAACGAAAAGAAGGAGAAUUGUGUGCUACCGUUAUAUAUAUAUAUAUACACACACAUAUUCGUGGAAGAUAUUUUCGAAUCUUUUCGGAUGGUAACAUCUCGAUCGUCCAUUCGAUAUUUUUGUUUAAUUUCUGUUUAAUUCAGGUCAAACCGCAAAUAUGAAUUUUCCGAGAGAAUGGGAACGCGUGAAAUCGAACAAAUUUAACGUGAAAUUUGCAAUUAUUUAUUCCAUCGUGUUAAAUUAAAAGAUCGAUGGCUAAUCCUUCGAACGGAGCGCUUCGUCAGAGCUAGCGGACACACGCGUAAGUACUUACAGGAGACGCACCUUUUCCAAGGCCGUACGUCGCGUCGUUGUGCAGAAAAACGAUUAAUGUUUAUAGUGCCUUCCUUCAUCUUUCUUCCUUCUCGUCGUUAAGAAAAAUACGGAAACCUCAUACCGUUUGCAACGUCGCGAGAAAAAAGCUAACGAAGUAAGUACUUACUCGCGUGCGCACGUACACGAUGUAACAGAUCACAUUAUGAAUUCACUUGUAGAUAAUAUUCAGAUCCGCCUAUUGAACGUACGCUAUAAUACUCAAUAAUAUCCAUAACGAAUGCUCGAUCGUUACGAACGAGCGCGGUUUUCGUACGAUGUUUAUUGUUAAUGUUGACACAUAUUUUUCAGUCAACAUAUAAGUAUGUGUCAUUUAUUAAGCGUGAAGAAAAUGUUCCUGGCAUUUCUUUUAUAUCGUUUCUUUUAUUUUUUUUUUACCGUUUAAUCGGCCUGCGAAACGAACGUUGAAUAAUCUUGGACUCUCUAGGAACAUUUUCUUACAAUUGUUGAUAAAAUAUGUAACUGUAAUGAAACGUUAAAUACACACACACACACACACACACACACACACACACAAAUCAUGGAAGAUAUAGUUUCAAUAAGGGUUUAUACAUUGUUGUUAUUGGUUGUAUCGUCCUAUUUACUAUAGAUAUAAUAGCAAGCGAUAUUAAAAUGAA
This is a messenger RNA of Vespula pensylvanica (western yellowjacket), 4658 nucleotides long. Its product is annotated as laccase-like. Gene Ontology annotation, molecular function: oxidoreductase activity; copper ion binding. The record is from RefSeq and is a predicted model, not a curated record. The transcript is spliced from 10 exons. Gene Ontology annotation, biological process: iron ion transport. Bases 686 to 2920 code for a protein of 744 amino acids. Lineage: Eukaryota; Metazoa; Arthropoda; Insecta; Hymenoptera; Vespidae. Gene Ontology annotation, cellular component: plasma membrane.